Molecule: messenger RNA, 851 nt
Organism: Lycium ferocissimum
Lineage: Eukaryota; Viridiplantae; Streptophyta; Magnoliopsida; Solanales; Solanaceae
Exons: 2
Coding region: 133-762 (209 amino acids)
Biological process (GO): RNA splicing, via transesterification reactions
Molecular function (GO): mRNA binding
Source: RefSeq, a predicted model, not a curated record
UCGACAAUUACCCGAGUUGGAUCAGGAGAAACACUCGGGUCGGGUCAUUAGAUUCGGAGGCUAACCUAUAAGUAGGAAUCCGAAUAAUUGGCAAAGCAAAGACAAACCCUUGUUAGCGAAUUGCCAGCAGUUAUGUUCUCCUCCGCUCGAUCUUUUCUUAAACCUUGGUUAUCAUUCCGUCGCAAUUUCAGAACCGGCAAUGAUUACCGGAAAAGGUACAGUUACAAUUCUACCCCUGUAAAAUCCAAGCGUUCGAAAAGAUAUUUUGAUGAAAACACUAGAGUAGGGACCUCUUUUGUUGACAGGAUUGUACUUAGGUUAAGAAACUUAGGGUUAGGUUUAGAAGGAGAGGGGAAUUUGAAAUUGGAUUCGAGUGUGUUGGUUAAUGGCGAAAACGAGAAAUUAUUGAAUAGGGUUUGGGUUAGAAAGGAUAUGAUAUUAGAAGAGAGUGAUGGUGAAGGAGAUAAUAGUACAUGGGAUGAAGAGAUAGUGGAGAAACAAAGGGGAGGGAAGAGGAGACCGACGUUGGCUGAAAGGACGAUUGAGGAUGAGGAGUUGAGGAGGCUGAGGAGGAAUGGUAUGAUGUUGAGAGAAACAGUUACUGUACCUAAAACUGGGAUUACACGACUAGUGUUGGAAAAGAUUCAUCAUACAUGGAGCAAGAAUGAGCUUGUAAAUCUUAAGUUUCAUGACGAUUUGGCUUGUGAUAUGAAGACUGCCCACAUGAUUGUUGAGUUACUUCACCUCUCCAUGAUACUAUAAUCAUGUAUUGUUUUUAAUACACUACAACACGGAUAUAAUAUGUAAAAUUAGAUAACACUUGUGAAUUAAUAAUAAGAAUCAUCAUUACU